Molecule: messenger RNA, 2191 nt
Organism: Cucumis sativus (cucumber)
Lineage: Eukaryota; Viridiplantae; Streptophyta; Magnoliopsida; Cucurbitales; Cucurbitaceae
Product: cationic amino acid transporter 9, chloroplastic
Exons: 8
Coding region: 90-1790 (566 amino acids)
Biological process (GO): transmembrane transport; amino acid transport
Cellular component (GO): membrane
Molecular function (GO): amino acid transmembrane transporter activity
Source: RefSeq, a predicted model, not a curated record
AACAAAGAUAUUGGUAGUAACCAUUUUAUCGAUAUUUCUUACGGUUCCCAAGUCUCCGCUUUUGGAACUUCACGUGGCAUCGUCAUUUCAUGGGUGCUCGAAAUUUACAACCUUCUUCUUCUUCUUCUUCUUCUUCUUCUUCAUCUUCUUCAUUUUUCUCCCGUUUUUGUUCCUCUGCUUUGAGAACCAAGCCAUUGAUUUCUCCCUCCGAUGCUUCCUCCAAUCGUACCAACUCCGGCGAUGGCCUCGUGCGCCGUCUCGGCGUCAUCGAUCUUGUUCUUCUCGGCGUCGGCGCUUCCAUCGGAGCUGGAAUCUUUGUUGUCACCGGUACUGUCGCUCAUGACGCUGGUCCUGGAGUCACCAUUAGUUUCACGCUAGCAGGAGUAUCAUGUAUCCUAAAUGCACUCUGUUAUGCCGAACUGGCUACUCGCUUUCCUCCUGUUGUGGGCGGAGCAUACUUGUAUACAUAUGCAGCAUUUAAUGAACUCACUGCUUUUCUUGUUUUUGCACAAUUGAUGCUUGACUAUCAUAUUGCAGCAGCUAGUAUAGCACGGAGCUUAGCUGGUUAUAUAAUCUCAUUUCUUGAGAUCUUUCCUCUUUUUAAAGACAACAUUCCAAAUUGGCUUGGAAAUGGGCAAGAGUUAUUGGGAGGAGUUAUUUCUAUUAAUGUACUGGCUCCAGUUCUUCUAGCUCUAUUGACCUUUAUUCUUUGUUGGGGUGUUGGAGAGUCUUCUACUGUAAACUCCAUCAUGACUUCAUUGAAGGUCAUCAUCGUGGUGUGUGUCAUCUUAACUGGUGCUUUUGAGGUUGAUGUUUCAAAUUGGUCUCCUUUUACUCCAAAUGGUUUCCAUGCAGUGUUAACUGGAGCUACUGUAGUAUUCUUCGCAUAUGUAGGCUUUGAUGCAGUUGCAAAUUCAGCUGAAGAAUCAAAAAAUCCCAGGAGGGAUUUACCAAUUGGCAUAAUCGGAAGUCUUCUCAUUUGCAUUGCUCUAUAUAUUGGUGUCUGCUUAGUGAUAACUGGAAUGGUUCCUUAUUAUCUUCUUGGGGAAGAGGCUCCCUUGGCUGCUGCUUUUACAUCCAAAGGCUUGAAAUUUGUUUCUUUUUUGAUAAGUGUUGGUGCAAUUGCUGGACUUACAACAACGCUUCUUGUUGGUCUUUAUGUUCAGUCACGUCUAUAUCUUGGGCUUGGGAGAGAUGGUUUGCUGCCUUCUUUUUUUUCCGAUGUGCACCCCAAACGCCACACUCCUAUCAUUUCUCAAGUCUGGGUUGGUAUUAUCGCUGGCGUAUUGGCUGGAUUGUUUAAUAUACACUCACUCUCUCAUAUUCUUUCAGUUGGCACCCUGACCGGCUACUCUGUUGUCUCGGCUUGUGUUAUCACCCUGCGGUGGAAAGACAAAACAACCCGUCAGGUGUCUUCUUCAACCUGGCGAGAAGGUGUCAUCUGUCUUAUUGUAGUUGCCUGCAGUGGUUUUGGUGCUGGAGUGUUUUAUCGGUAUGGUUCGCUGUGGGUUUCUGUUGUAGCUGCUGUUCUUGCACUUCUUGCAUCGAUCGCUCUUUAUCUUCGCCAUACUUAUGGAGAUGUGGCUGGAUUUCCUUGUCCGGGAGUUCCCUUUGUGCCGGCCCUUUGCAUAUUUGUCAACAUGUUCCUAUUUGCUCAGUUACACCAAGAAGCGUGGGUUAGAUUUGUGGUGGUCAGUAUUAUUAUGAUCAUCGUUUAUGCAUUUUAUGGGCAGCAUCAUGCUAAUCCCAUUCCCCAAGGUUCUGACCUUUAUUUUCAGGUUCCAGGUUAGGUAAGCUCCAUUUUUAGUUCUUAAAUGCCAUUUCUUAUUAGGCACAUGGAUAAAUUAAUCUCGUCAAUCGAACGCCUUGCACCUUAGUGUUAUACUUUGGUAUAAUAGCUAUGGACAAGUGGCAGAGUUCAGCUGUGGAACAUACAAUGUAAGAGUUAAUAAGGUAUGAAAUCGACAGUUGAACUCCCUUGGAUAAAACAGGGCAACUCUCCCGGUACAAGUGUGUUUUAUUUUUGUUACAUUAGAAGUGAUUUGUAUGGAAAUAAAGUCAUCGAUAUUCUUAUGAAAAGUACAAAUACAGUGAUGUAGUAAAAUUUUAAAAUGCAGUUUAUAGUCCUUACAAUCUGAAUAAUUGUCUUCCACUUUUAUUAUAAUGAAGUAUUUGGAUUGUUUGGGUUGAA